This is a messenger RNA of Rhinocladiella mackenziei CBS 650.93, 690 nucleotides long. RefSeq lists its product as uncharacterized. Gene Ontology annotation, biological process: proton transmembrane transport. NCBI's taxonomy places the organism in Eukaryota, Fungi, Ascomycota, Eurotiomycetes, Chaetothyriales, Herpotrichiellaceae. Bases 1 to 690 code for a protein of 229 amino acids. The transcript has 3 exons. Gene Ontology annotation, cellular component: proton-transporting two-sector ATPase complex, catalytic domain. Gene Ontology annotation, molecular function: proton-transporting ATPase activity, rotational mechanism. The record is from RefSeq and is a predicted model, not a curated record.
AUGUCGUCCCACGCGCUCUCGGACGACCAGGUCGCCUCCGAGCUGAAGAAGAUGACAGCCUUCAUCCGACAAGAAGCUCUCGAGAAGGCCCGCGAGAUCCAACUGAAAGCAGACGAAGAAUUUGCCAUCGAAAAGUCCAAACUGGUCCGAGAGGAAAUCGCAGCGAUUGAUAGCGAAUACGAAAAGAAGUUCAAACAAGCCUCCAUGUCACAACAGAUCACCCGAUCCACCAUGGCGAACAAAACUCGGAUAAGGGUUCUUAGCGCCCGACAAGAACUGUUGGAUAAGCUGUUUGAGCAGGCCAGAGCCAAGCUAUCUGAAGCGGGAUCCAAGAGUAAUAACUACGAGGAGAUCCUGGAGGGGCUCAUUCUCGAGAGCAUGUAUCUUCUGUGUGAGAAGAAGGUGAGCUUAAGAUGCAAGAAGGCGGAUAAAGAGAAAGUACAGAGCGCCGCGAAGAAGGCUUCUGCCGAGUACAAGGAGAAGAUGGGCAGUGAAGUUGAAGCGGUUGUGGACGAAAGGGACUGGUUGCCAGAUGAUUCGGCGGGCGGUGUCUUCGUCAUUGGCGGUGGCGGCAAGAUCGAGUUGAACAACACAUUCGAGGAGAGACUGCGGAUGUGCGAGACCGACGCUCUCCCCAGUAUCCGAAACACGCUGUUCGGAGAGAAUCAGAACCGGAAGUUCCACGAUUAA